AUGAACUGCGCCACUCCCACCUCUUCCUCCCUUCUGCCUGUGAACCCGAUGGCUUCGUCUUCCUCCUCCACCCAUGUAUCCAGUCUUGAGUUGCUUCCUUGCCUUCCUGGAGGCAACACUUUGAUCCCUCCCCUUUUCAUAUCUGCACGCUGCCGCUUUCAGAAUUACUGUGCCCAUCCAAUUGAAGGUCUUCCGCCAUGCAAGGUUGGCCCUGAGGCUGUGUUUCCAUCCACAAAUAUUGAAUCUGGACAUUAUUUUGCAGGUUGUGGUAGGGCACCAUAUUCCACCCGAGUGGAAGCACUCCUGGAAACAGCAGUGGCAGCCAUGUCGGCGGGUAAGUGGGACCCUUAG
This is a messenger RNA of Podarcis lilfordi (Lilford's wall lizard), 351 nucleotides long. The record is from the annotation of a GenBank genome assembly. Lineage: Eukaryota; Metazoa; Chordata; Lepidosauria; Squamata; Lacertidae.